This is a messenger RNA of Acanthoscelides obtectus, 2598 nucleotides long. The record is from the annotation of a GenBank genome assembly. NCBI's taxonomy places the organism in Eukaryota, Metazoa, Arthropoda, Insecta, Coleoptera, Chrysomelidae.
AUGGGAGGAAGCGGACUUGAAUCUAUGUGGGAGCUUGCUUACGCUAGUGAAUCCAUAAAGAAAAUGAUGGACGGGCACAAUUAUUCAAGAGCAGUCCGAGCACACAUUUUGACGUUUACAGCUUUAGGCAUCGUAAUUUGUGAUUCAAUCGAAGAAAAAGGCGAGAUCAAAGGGGUUAUCGCAUCAUUGAUGCGUGUCUGGCAGAAAAAUCCUCUCAAGCUAGGGGACAGUGACUCUGAUAAGGACCUGAAGAAAAUGUCUGAUUUGUUUUAUACAAAGUUGAAGCAAUUGAAAAAUAACGGCCCAACAGCCAAGUUGUGGGUGCAGUACAUUGAAGCCGUGCUUAUUGUCUUGCGUUUUAUUGAAGCAGAACGUCUUGGAAACUGGGACCUUCAUCUUGAUGGCGUUCGAAGAAUGUGGCCAUUGUUUCAUGCCGCGGGACAUUUUCAAUAUGCAAAAGCAGCUCAGAUUUAUAUGCAGGAUAUGGUACUUCUACAGGACAUCAUGGAUCCUCAAGAGUUUCACCAGUUUGCCACGCAGGGUUAUUUCACUAUCCACAGGUCGGAUAAGGCUUGGUCCGGAAUCUGGAGCGACAUGACAAUCGAGCAGACAUUGAAUAGGUUUUUUGGGACUGACUUGAAACACGGAAGAGGUGUUACGCGGAGUGUCGUGUCUCGAUAUUUGCUGGGGAUGCCUUGCGCCGUGCAUGUGAUGCAAGCAUUGGAAGAGUAUUGUAACCUGGAGACGAGAAACAGUGAGCAGCAUGUUGAUUUGGGCAAAGGACGAAAAGCAUGGGACGCAAAAGACAUUGCCUCAUUCGUUACUUGGUUGAAGGGGCAUGAACCAUUCAAAGUCCGCGAGGAAUUAAUUUCGCUGUCAACUGGAGUUGUUGGUGGUGUGGAAAUAAAUUGUCAUAUGGCUUUCGAGCGUGGCACACAAGCAAUGUGUCAUAUAGUUGGACGCACUUAUGAAAAGGUGUCGCUGUCAAAAUUGUACAAGAUCAAGAAUUUGGACUUUGCACGGACACAAUCUCAAAAAGCUAUGUCUUCCACUGUCACUGUUGAUACCUCUCUAUUAUUUCAACGUCUGUCUGUGGCUAUGCGUGGAAGGAAAGAGUUGAGUAAAUCUUGCUUCGACUACGAAAUGUCUCCUGUUCCACUUAGUUUGUUCGACGAGAAAGGAUCAAUGCGAAAGACCGACAAGUCACAGUUAUAUAAAAUGUUCACUACUACCCUAUCCUCACGAGCAUUUUUUGAAGAUUCUCAGUUUGUUGUAGACGGAGGAUGGUUGCUUCACAGCCUCGUCUGGCCUCAUAGUAAGACAUACCGUGCAAUCUUUGAUAUGUACAAGAACUUUCUUGUUCAGCGGUUUGGUCGGAGCGUCAUUAUUGUUUUCGACGGAUAUGAAGAUGAACAUAUAGGUGUCAAAUCAUACGAGCGAGACCGUAGACAAGAAAGAAAUUGUGGCGUGGACGUUGAAAUUGAACCAGACAAUCUCGUCCCAUUGAACCAAAGGACAUUUUUGUCCAACGUGAAAAACAAGGCUCAAUUUGUUUAUCACCUUGGUCAAACUCUUGCAACAUAUGAGGGAUUCAGUUUUACCGUGAUCCAUGCGAAAGAGGAUGCAGAUGUUGAGAUUGUGAGAACAGCUCUGAAGACUCAUAACGAAUUGUUUCGUCACGGGAAAUCACGAGUUAUAGUCGUCGGCUCGGAUGUUGAUCUCUUAAUAUUACUUAUUGGACUCACUCCAACCUCAGAGAGCAUGUACUAUUACAAGAUGGGCCAGGGGGGCAAGGCGAACCAAUUGUACGAUACUCGGGAUCACAAACAUUUGCAACCAUUUCUACUUUUUGCUCAUGCCUUUGCGGGCUGCGACACUACUAGCUGCUUUUUUGGGAAAGGGAAGAUGAAGCUGGUGAAGUUGCUGCUGCAGAACGACAGCAUUAGAGCGCUGGCGCUGAAGUUUUACGAGCCGGACUGCUUGGAAGACGAAUUGCUGCAAUGUGCAGAGACGAUUACUCUCGCACUAUACAAAGACAAAGAACAGUCUUCUUCUCUCGGGACUUUCAGAUACAAUUUGUUUUCUACAAACUUAGCAAAGGCAAAAAAGGAAACGCCCCUAGAAUGUCUGCCACCAACAUCUCCUGCCUUGCUUCAGCACUGUAAACGAGUGUACUAUCAAAUCCAGGUGUGGCUUCAGCAUAGAUUAGAUCCCUGCUUGUGGGGAUGGACAAGACAGGGUAAUAUUCUCAUUCCGAUCAUGUCUGAAGCAGAUCCCGCACCAAAAGAACUGUUACAAAAGGUUUCCUGUGGAUGCCAAGGGCCCUGCAAAUCGAAGCGAUGUAACUGCCGAAAAGCCGGUCUAAAGUGCAACCCUGCUUGCAAAGUAUGCCGCGGAAAAUCGUGCAACAACUCAAAGAGAUGGACUGCUACAGAACACCAUGAUAGCGAAACUCCGACUACUACAGAUGCAUGUGAGGAGGACGGUGGACAAACUACCGUAGAACCCGAUAAUGAGGACUUAACAGAAGAUGAUGAGACCUCAUCAAGCAGCCACGAUGCAACAACCGAUGACGAGGAAAUUAACGAAGGACUUUAA